AUGUUUGCUUGUAGUGGCAAAAACAAAAAGGCUAAUGAAAAAGGGGGUAUCUCCUUGGAGGAUAAAUGUAAAAUUCACAAUAAUGCUUAUGACUGUGUAAGUUUAAAUUAUACAGACAGAAGUCAAACAUUUAAAGCAUGCGCUUUGUGCAAACAGUCUAGAAUGAAGGAAUAGUUUGUAACUUUUAAAGAAAUGUAAAAUAAACUCUAAACUUAAACAUCUAAUGAUUUAGUUGGGGAAUACAAAUUAAAAAUGACUCCAUUAUUUAAUGAGACCGAAUAAUUGAGAAUCAAAUUAGUGCAAACAGCUGAUUCUAUUCAUGAAAUCUUAUUAAAUGGCAUCCAUUAGUUAUUUGUAAAUUGCAUAUUUAAGAAAUUACCCAAUAAUCUUUUCACCGUUGACGACAUAUUCGAUUUAGUCACUCCAAAUACUAUUGAUCAAUUUAGUUCUAUCAUUGAUUAGCAGAUUCCUUUUUAAAAAGGAGAUGAUUUAAGCGCAAGUCUAUUGACUAAAGUACUAUUUCAUGAGCAGGAAGCAAGAAAAUUUAUAGAUGCUUUAAAAGAUGCUCAGGGAGUCAAAAAAAAAUUGGAAAUGAUUCUAAAUGAGUUUACUCAAUACAAAAACGAAAUUUCUAAGAAGAUUGAAUAGAUAAGUAAAUAGAGUGUAGCUGAGGCUCCAAAGGUAGAUUUGUAGGAGCCUACAUUUUAGUUUUUAAUUGAGAAGAAUAAACAAGAACAAGAGUAUUUGGUUGAAUAAAUUAAAUCUAUUUAAGGAGUGAAAGACCUGGUAAUUGAGCCAAACCAAAUGGAGAGGUAAGAGAAUCCUUAAGUGAAAUCGAUCAUUUCGAUUGAUUAAAAAUUACUUGCCUAUAGUUCUGGGACUAGAAUUAUGAUAUUUGACAAAACCAAAAACUUUUCAUUUAUAUCAUAAGUAGAUUGUGAAAAUGAUAUCUCGGCUUUGUGUUCAGUGACAUUAGAUAAAAAAACAUACAUAAUUGCAAGUGUUGAAGAGAAUGAGGAAUCUUUUUAGUUGUAAUUUUGGGAUUGGGAAACCUUUGACAAAUGGAAAGUCAUCAAUGCUCAUGACAAAUACAUUUGGUAGGUCAUCAAUUUACCUAAAAAUCUAAUAGCAUCAUGUUCAGAAGAUGGAACUAUUAAAAUCUUUAAUACUUAAAACUAAUAGUAAGUGUAGAAGAUAGCUGUCCAUUAAGCAAGUGUUAAUGAUAUAGCUUUGAUAACUCCAGAAAUUAUAGCCUCAGUUUCUGAUGAUGGUAUGCUUGCGGCUUACAAAUUUUUAACUGGAGAUCUGGUUGGAAUUGUUUCUUAGGAAAGUGAAAUUAAGUCAGUGAUUGCUUUGGAUGGAGUUAGAUUUGUUACUGGAAAUAGUUCUGGAGAAGUAAGAAUUUACACCUUUGUUUAAUCAAUCGAAAUAUAGUAAGUUAUCAAGGCUCAUGAAUCUAUAGUUAGAUUUCUUAUUAGAAUAGACUAAAAAUUAUUUGUUACAUCUUCUUGGGAUGGUACUCACAAAUUUAUUUCUGUUAUUGAUGGGGAAAUCAAAGUGAUCAAUGGACCUAAGAAGAAUUUCCCUGAACCACUACUUUGGAUUCACGAAGCAGGUUGUUUGGUUGCUUCAUCUGGUGGAAUUCUUCAAAAAUAUAAAUGAUAAAUAAACAA
Messenger RNA from Paramecium tetraurelia, 1673 nucleotides. RefSeq lists its product as uncharacterized. Gene Ontology annotation, molecular function: protein binding. Lineage: Eukaryota; Ciliophora; Oligohymenophorea; Peniculida; Parameciidae. The transcript has 7 exons. The record is from RefSeq and is a predicted model, not a curated record.